Knipowitschia caucasica is the source of this 324-nucleotide messenger RNA. Lineage: Eukaryota; Metazoa; Chordata; Actinopteri; Gobiiformes; Gobiidae. The record is from the annotation of a GenBank genome assembly.
AUGGGGCUGGGUGUUUGGCUCACAUGGGGCUGGGUGUUUGGCUCACAUGGGGCUGGGUGUUUGGCUCACAUGGGGCUGGGUGUUUGGCUCACAUGGGGCUGGGUGUUUGGCUCACAUGGGGCUGGGUGUUUGGCUCACAUUGGGCUAGAAAAUGAGUUUGGAGGAAAUGUGGUGAGCCUCUGUUCUGCAGCUGAAGUGUGGGAGCAGAGGUCUGGAGCAGAGAAGAACCGAGCCCCAGAACCGAGCCCCAGGCACAGAUGGAGGUGGAUGCAGACGAUAAGCGCCAUCGCACACGCUCAAAAGUGCCUGUGGAUCCUGCAUUAA